Messenger RNA from Drosophila albomicans, 3451 nucleotides. It is a transcript of the gene Oamb, whose product is annotated as octopamine receptor Oamb. Gene Ontology annotation, molecular function: G protein-coupled amine receptor activity. The record is from RefSeq and is a predicted model, not a curated record. The transcript is spliced from 6 exons. Gene Ontology annotation, biological process: adenylate cyclase-activating adrenergic receptor signaling pathway. Bases 807 to 2732 code for a protein of 641 amino acids. Lineage: Eukaryota; Metazoa; Arthropoda; Insecta; Diptera; Drosophilidae. Gene Ontology annotation, cellular component: membrane.
GCAACAACAACAACAGCAACUAGCAACAGCAAGUGCAACAACAACAACAACAACAACAACGGCUUGAAAACUUGACCGAAUUUUCAAUCAAUUUGGCGUCUCUAAUCUCGCCCAGAAUCGCCUUCGACUUCACGAUCGCGAUCGCAAUGAUUUAUUCAGUUUAUUUGUGAAAUACUAGAGCCAAGUUUAUACUGACACGUUUUGCGUCGUGCCAAAAAAAAAAAAAAAGCAAAAAAAAAAUCAAAAAUAAGAGAAAAGAAGAGAUUUCCCCAGCUAUCAGCUAGCUUGUCGUGUAAACAAUCGUGUAAACAUUUUGCCUGAUGAGCAAGCUGCUGCUGUGAGUGCUAAGGAUUUCCAGUGCAAGUGCAGUUCAAAGUGAAUCGUGCCCCACAUUGUUGCUGUUGUUGUCUUAUAUGCUUAAGCAAACAACUGAGGCAACAGCAGCAACAGCAACAACAACAAGCAGCAGCUCACUUGCAUAGAAAGAUAGAGAGAGACACAAACACACACACAGCAAAGUAGAGCGGCACACGGAUCUCUGUGUUCUGAAUGGAGACGACGUGCGGGCGCCGGGGGCAACGUGAUGAAGACGGAGCUACAGCUAUUGGGGCAUUAAAAUUGGCGAGUGUUUGCCAAUAUCAAGCACACGAAGAAGAAGAACAACAACACCAACAACAACAAGAACAACAACAUGGCCAUAGGGCAACAGCAACGAACUAAAUGUAAUUCAUGGUUACAACAAACCAAAAACAAACUGCUGCUACUGGUGGUGAACACAAAGAUACACCCAUCACAAAAGUACCGCCAUGAAUGAGACAGAGUGUGAGGAUCUCAUUAAAUCUGUGAAAUGGACGGAACCGGCGAAUCUGAUCUCUUUGGCCAUACUCGAGUUUAUCAACGUACUGGUCAUUGGUGGCAAUUGCCUUGUCAUUGCCGCCGUCUUCUGUUCAAACAAAUUACGUAGUGUUACCAAUUUUUUCAUCGUUAACUUAGCCGUAGCCGAUUUACUCGUUGGCCUCGCGGUGCUACCAUUCUCGGCCACCUGGGAGGUGUUCAAGGUUUGGAUAUUUGGCGAUGUCUGGUGCCGCAUUUGGUUGGCUGUGGAUGUCUGGAUGUGCACGGCUUCGAUAUUGAAUCUAUGUGCCAUAUCGUUGGAUCGCUACGUUGCAGUCACGCGACCCGUCACCUAUCCAAGCAUUAUGUCAACGAAGAAGGCCAAGUCUUUAAUCGCCGGCAUUUGGGUACUCUCAUUUGUUAUAUGCUUUCCACCUUUGGUGGGCUGGAAGGAUCAAAAGGCCAUGGUACAACCGACCUACACACGGGGAAAUUAUACGCUUUACUAUGCCACCACAAUGUCAAGCACACAGGAUGAGCAACUAGAUAUAGAUAGAAAUAUUAUUAAGCAUAAAGAGGCCGCAGCCUCUUUGAUAACUGCGAAGGGCAAUGGCAAUGCCUACGAUCCAUAUGAUCGCAACUUUGCGCCAAUCGAUGGCUCAGCUGAGAUUCAUAUAUCAACCAUUACAACAACAACAUCAACUACGAGUACAACAACAACUUCACCUGUUACUGAAAUGGAUUAUGAUCUUAUAAAUGCGCCACCAGUGCAAAAUGUGCCACAACCGGCAACAAGUUGUCCCUGGAAAUGUGAGCUAACCAAUGAUCGAGGCUACGUACUCUAUUCGGCUCUCGGUUCCUUCUAUAUACCGAUGUUCGUGAUGCUCUUUUUCUACUGGCGCAUCUAUCGAGCCGCUGUGCGUACGACGAGAGCGAUUAAUCAAGGCUUCAAGACGACCAAGGGCUCCAAAGGCAUUGGCUCACGCUUCGAGGAGCAACGCUUGACGCUGCGCAUACAUCGUGGACGUGGCUCCAAUCAACAGGACUCGAUGCACAGCAACGGCAGCACCCAAAGCACAACCACAACACUGGGCACACCAUCACCCGAACGUCUGAGUAAAUACGCAACACGGAGACUCCAUCAUCAGCACGACAAGAUCAAGAUCUCAGUCUCGUAUCCAUCCAGCGAGAACAUCAAUGAGCUGGCACAAUCGGAGACAUCCUCGCACGAACGUCGACCCUCGAGCAAUGCGCUCUUCUCAGUGCACUACAACGGUUCGCAUGGCCGCGAAUCAACCGAAUCGCAGCUCUACAGGCAACAGCAUCACGGAGGCAGCACCUGUUACUUGCAGGUGAGCAAAGCGCUGCCCGAGUUGGGGAGACGUCAGAGCAACACAAGCGAAGCGGGCGGCGUUGGCGGACAUCCGCGGUCGGCGAACAAAAAGAUGGGCAGACGCAACAUCAAGGCGCAGGUGAAACGCUUUCGCAUGGAAACAAAGGCAGCCAAAACGUUGGCCAUCAUCGUGGGCAUGUUCAUCUUCUGCUGGUGUCCGUUCUUCACGAUCUACAUCAUACGACCCUUUUGCCAGGAUUGUGUGGAUCCGCUGCUCUUCUCGGUGCUCUUUUGGUUGGGCUACUGCAAUUCGGCUGUGAAUCCGAUGAUCUAUGCGCUCUUCUCCAAAGACUUUCGGUUCGCCUUCAAGCGCAUCAUUUGCCGUUGCUUCUGCUCGCGUCAGAGUGUCUCCCUAAAGAGUUCGCGUCGUGGCUCGGAUAUGUCGGCCAUUCGGAUACAAGGACGUACGCCCAGUAUUACGCCAAGUGCGGCGGCGCAUAGUUUUGGCGAUGAGAGCGAACUGCAUCAUUCGCAGCACUCAGAGCUGGGCAAUGAGGCCAGAUGACGUUCGUUUGGGCCCAGCUCGAGCUCUCACAGCAGCUUGGGUGGGUUACGCAAGACGAGUCUCAAGGUUCCCGUCUAUGAGAUCUGUCAUCCGCUCGUCAUGGAGACGCCCUCGUAUUCGUAUGUCGAGGCACCCGGUGAUGCACAGCCACCACCAUCAACAGUGAAUGCAACCUCGGCCACUGGGAAUGGGAAUGCAAAGCGUACGCAAUUGUAGCCACGGGAAUUGUUGGCGCUGCGCAGCUUGGGAGCCUCUGAGGCACAUUCGAAUCUCAUGCGGGGGCAGCGACCACGACGCACAGUGCGCAUUGAGUACAGCGAUGCGAGGGUCUAAAAAAAACGAAGCACAUUUCUAGUUGCACUACUUAUAAGUAAAGUAAAUAAAAUAAAUGUAUAAAUAGCCAAGUAAGUGGUUAAACCAGUUUACUCUUUGAGCUUUCCUUUGCGCUAAAUAAGUAAUUUAAACGAUAUGCAAUAAGUACGUUUAGUUAGCUACAAAAGUCAUCAAAGUCUAUGUCUAUUUGAUACUCAAUAAAACCAAAAUUGAUGUGAGCAUUUGUAAAGGCCAAAAUGCAUUAGUUAACUGUAAUUAUUAUUAACUAAUUCUAAUCGCUAUACCAAUUGAGAGUUGUACCUUUAAAAAUUCCAACAACAAAAUAUUCAUAUACUACUAUAUACAAUAUACAAUAUACGAAUAUGUUUGCGAAUUCAAAUACAAAU